UGUCCAUUUUUCCAUUGUGUGAUUUAAUCUUUAUAAAAUUAUACAAUUAUUCACUACUUUUUGUAGACUGAUGGAUUGAAAUUCAACGUUGAUCAAAGAGUCGAUGAAAUGACCAAUAAAUCCAGUAUUAUAUUUAAAUGUGAAGAUGUACCACUACCAAUAAAUACUGAAUAUCAUUACAUACAGAUAAUACAAACAACAAGUUCUACUAAUGAUGUAUCAAGCUACAAUGAAUAUAUUGAGUUGACAACCACCUAUACCAAUGAAAUACCAUGUGUAAAUCUACCAUUUAGAGAGGCUGUUAAUUACAAGAUUUAUAGACUAUCUCUGUCUGGUAAUAAAUAUCAUGUGACUAAAACUUCUGACCAAUCACAGUUCAUUACUUAUAAUUCAAAAGAUAAUGUUCACCGAUUCCAUGAUAUGGCACUGUCAUUUAUAAGGUAUUCAGGUACCAUGCCAAUUCCUUACUUAUAUCGUAACAAACCAAGUUCCCACCCUACUAUAAUAGCAGUUAAAGAAACAGGAAUUAUGACCAAAUAUGACAAAGACAACAAUGGAGACCAAGCCUCUAGUAUUAACCAUAAUAUUAAAGGGUUAUUCUUCAGUGCUUCAAUGGACAAAGAUACCGGACAGCCACAGACAUGGAGCUUUUUUGGUGAUUAUCGAAUCUUGAUUCCACCUGAACAUCUACUACCAGGACUAAAUCUGUAUUUUGCUGAUUUUUAUUGUAAUCAAAAAGCACAUUAUGUAACCUUGGUAUUAACCAAGCCUGGUAGUGUAGAAGAUGUCUACUGUAAACCUAGACUUAUCGAACUUGAUAUUAACAAUAAUAAAUUCUUGUAUUAUGAUCGGGGAUUUUAUUAUACAACCUCUGAGAGGAAUUUAUGGGUAGAAGUAUUAUAUACUGAAGAUGUACAUGUUGAUGAUAUGUCAUCAGUUGAUAAGUUGUCAGAAAAAACAACAUCUGUUAAAGGUAAACAGGGUCAAAGUAAACCAGAUGGCAUUCCAAAAAACAAAUUGUGUGAAACAUGUAAUCUUCCUAAAAGGCCAUACUAGUAGAUUCACAUUAUUCUUAAUUAAUAGUAGAUCUUUUUCAUGCAACAAAUAUAAAAUUGUACCGGUAUUAUUUCUAGAAAAACACUUGACAAAUUGUAUUUUAUUAUAUUUAUAUGAGUUCUUUUCAUAUAUAUGAGUAAUUAUUUCUAGAUUCAUACUGUUUCUACAAUACUUUUUGAGACAAACAUAUAGUAAUUUUUAUUUCAAUGUAACUUAGGAGAAUUUCAUUGAUUGUGUUGUUAAACCCCAUUUCAUUUCAUUGAUUGUGACAGUGCUUUAUCAGCUAGAUAGAUCAACAAAUAUACUUGUAAUUUGAAUUAUUUUCUGUUUUAAGGUGAUUUCUAAAGGCAAUACUAAUAUUAUGACUGAUCACAUAUAAUUUCAUAAGUUGGCUUUCAGAAAGUGACAGAACCCAGAACCCUCACUCUUUCCACUUGCAUGACAACCACACAGUGCUCUUACCUUGUAUGUUUUUAUACAGCCCUUUCUUCUAAUAUCCCAUAACUAUAACAAAAAAAAUUAAGACAAUUAUAUUAUACCACAAAAUAUUGAAAAUUAUAUAUUUCAUGAUAGUUUGAUGGUUUUUGAUCAGUCCAAUUAAGAAUUUUGAUCAUAUAAAAUGACCACAUCAUAUUAUUGAUGCUUUUGGGGCCAUUUAAUUUUGCACGUAAGUACUGUACAUGUAUGCUUUGAAAACAGAAAAGCAAGUAAUUCUGUUUUUAGUUUUGUUAUCUAUCCUUAUGUGAACAAAAUAUCGGUUUUGUCCUAAGAUUAUUAACUACUUACUCUGUAAUUGCAUACUAGAAUCCAGACUAAUAGAAAUUUUGGUCUUAUAAUUGAAUAAAAUUGGAUAACAUCUGCUAUAAGCUUGCUAUCAUAUUUUGAUUGGCUUAUGGCAUAUUGAUAAUGUCCAAAUUCUUAUUUGAGUGGAGCAAUUUCUGGGAUCAUUUUGAAAUGACUACAUAUUUUGAGCUGAAACUUUCAGAAACGGUAACUACAUGUAGCUAGACUGUUAUGUUCUUGAGUUAAAUUUAGAAAUCUGAAACCCAUUUGUAUCAACAGAUACUUUGUAAAAUAUGUCCCUGCUUCUUUACCAUAAUCGUCUUCACAGUUUGAAAAUAAAAUCAAACCUUUAUGUGAGAAUCCAUAGAUCCUGAUCCAACAAAUUCAGCAAACGGGUGAAAAUCUAGAGCACGAAUUCCUGCUGUAUGUCCAGUUAAUGUUCUCAUUACUACAAUACAGAAAUCAAUCAACAUUAGUUAACAUGAAAGAAAUAUAUCACUUUCCCAAUAAAGGUAAUUACACAUGUAACUGUACUAUAUUUCAUUUCGAGGUAUAUUUUACCUUCAGAAAAGAUUGUGUGUCAAUUGCAGACAACCAUGUUCAAUAUAUAAAUCAUAUGAUGAAAUGAUUAGUUUUAAUUUAAUUUCGAAUUUCUGUUUGUUUUUAAAGGCUGAUUAAAAUAAAAUCAUGGAUAUCACAAAAACUAGGCUGUGACUAGAGCUUGGAGAUAUUUUGAUUUUUAAUGAAAAAUCACUUUUUUUUUUAGAUUGUUCUCUUUUCAUCUCAUGCAAAAUGUAGACUUAUCAUGCAUG
Patella vulgata (common limpet) is the source of this 2651-nucleotide messenger RNA. Its product is annotated as phytanoyl-CoA hydroxylase-interacting protein-like. The coding region runs from base 109 to 1056 and encodes 315 amino acids. The transcript is spliced from 2 exons. The record is from RefSeq and is a predicted model, not a curated record. NCBI's taxonomy places the organism in Eukaryota, Metazoa, Mollusca, Gastropoda, Patellidae.